AUGGAUCAAUCAAUGACUCUUAUCGAUGCACAAGUGCACUUCCUAGAGGAAUGUAUUGUACUGGUACACAUCCCAUUGGAGCUGUAUCCAUACUUCCUGAAGUCUGUUCUAAGACUCAUCUUCGAUGAAAUUCCACCAUUGGAAGACGAGACAGACGACGAUGCUGCAUUUGAUGAUUUUGAAAACGCUUCUGAGCAUGGCUCGGCGUACAAACCACCUGCAUUCAUGAAUGUCUCCAUCACUCCAGUCGAAGUCUCCGUCAUGUGUCCUAGACGGUUGGUCGACAAAUACUUCGUCCCAGUCAUGGACCAACUCGACCAGUUGGAUGACUCACUCCGAUCCCGUCUGAUCGUGAGCGAGAAUGACUAUAUCGCCAUGCAAGUCCUCGGCCAAGGCCUUGAGGCCGGCAAGCGAGUUUUGGAAUUGACCAGUCCACUUGCUCUGGCAGGCAUCUCCAUCUUCUUCAUCUCAACCUACUUCUCGGACUACAUCGUAGUCCCCAAGCAAAGCAAAGCAAGUGUGAUAUCCGCGCUAGAAAAAAGAGGCUUCCAAUUCAACAACGCCUCAGCCGCCUUCAUCACCAGCCCGCUGAGCCCAACCAUCGAAAGAAGACUCAGCGACCUCAUCCCACCAGGAACACCCCCACCGUCGACCCUAGGCGAACUCCAAAGCCGCACCUUCAACAACCUCCGCAAACACCAAAUCACCCCAUCCGUAGACGACUCCCUCCGUCUAGUCCAAUGCGCCGCCCACCACGAAUACCACACCCAAGACUCCUCAAUGUCCAUCCUCCGCGACGCCCUAACAACAGUCCUCCUGGUCGACGAACCCCGCUUCCUCUCCCUAACACUCGCAGCCCUCGACCCAGCAGCUUCCCUCCUCCUAGAGAAACGUCUCCUCCCCCGCUUCGCACGCCAAUCAACCUCCUCAACAGGAACACGCUCCUACGAAGAUGGCUCAGGUCUCCUCCUCGGCUCAAAGGAAGACCAUCUCAUCCCCAUCACCCUCGACCUCCGCGACCUACCCCUCGAAGCAUCGGGUAUCGUCUGCGGCGUCGCCGGCCGUCUUGCAGAAGCAGCGACGACGCCGCACGCACUCAGCGCGGAUACGAGCACGGUAGGCAGUGGUGCUAGUAGUGUUAUUGGUUCUGUGCCGAGACUGUUCGAUUCGUUCGGGACUCGUCUCGCGGCGCUCUCUAUCGAUAAAUCACCCGCUCAUGGAUUGCAGCCCUUGCCGCACUCCACACAUCAUCUCCAGCCUGAUGUGGAUGUUGCUGAUGCGGUUGAGAUUAGUUUCUUGAGUACGGCGCGUGCGGGCACGAUUAUUGUGGGUGAGGAUGAGCUUAAGAGGGCUAUUGAUGCCCUUGAAGAGGAGAAAAUGCAGUCGCCUAGGCUUGAGGGGAUUCGGUUGGAAUCGCAGACACCGCCUGAUAGUCCGCAGUGGCGGGGGUGA
This is a messenger RNA of Penicillium samsonianum, 1452 nucleotides long. RefSeq names its product ACT domain-containing protein. The transcript is spliced from 3 exons. Gene Ontology annotation, biological process: regulation of intracellular signal transduction; cellular response to L-arginine. NCBI's taxonomy places the organism in Eukaryota, Fungi, Ascomycota, Eurotiomycetes, Eurotiales, Aspergillaceae. Gene Ontology annotation, cellular component: cytosol. The record is from RefSeq and is a predicted model, not a curated record. The coding region runs from base 1 to 1452 and encodes 483 amino acids.